AUGGCGGUCCUUGAAAAUGCAGAAGGUGCAAGGACAACCCCAUCAGUUGUAGCAUUUACAGCUGAUGGAGAAAGACUGGCGGGGAUGCCAGCCAAAAGGCAAGCUGUCACUAACCCAAACAACACGCUUUACGCUACCAAACGGCUGAUCGGGAGACGCUACGAUGACCCUGAAGUUCAGAAGGAUUUGAAGAAUGUUCCAUAUAAAAUAGUGCGUGCAUCCAAUGGUGAUGCCUGGAUAGAAGCCCAUGGAAAGCUUUACUCUCCUAGCCAGAUUGGUGCUUUUAUCCUUAUGAAAAUGAAAGAGACUUCAGAAAACUAUUUGGGCCAGAUGGUGAAGAAUGCUGUUGUGACUGUACCAGCCUAUUUCAAUGAUUCUCAGAGACAGGCAACCAAGGAUGCUGGCCAAAUUGCAGGUCUAAAUGUGCUCAGAGUCAUUAAUGAGCCUACAGCAGCUGCUCUGGCAUAUGGACUGGACAAGACUCAGGACAAGAUUAUUGCCGUGUAUGACCUUGGUGGGGGCACAUUUGAUAUCUCGGUUUUGGAGAUUCAGAAGGGAGUUUUUGAAGUGAAAUCUACCAAUGGUGACACAUUCUUGGGUGGAGAAGAUUUUGAUCAGCACCUGCUUCAGCAUAUAGUAAAAGAGUUCAAGAGAGAGUCGGGUGUGGAUCUGACCAAAGAUAACAUGGCAUUGCAAAGAGUAAGAGAGGCAGCUGAGAAGGCCAAAUGUGAGCUUUCUUCUUCUCUGCAGACUGACAUCAAUCUGCCCUAUUUAACCAUGGACAGCUCUGGUCCCAAACACUUGAACAUGAAGCUUACCCGUGCCCAGUUUGAGGGCAUUGUGGCAGAUCUAAUUCGCAGAACUGUGGCCCCAUGUCAGAAGGCCAUGCAAGAUGCAGAAGUUUCUAAAAGUGACAUUGGCGAGGUGCUUUUAGUAGGUGGAAUGACUCGAAUGCCCAAGGUUCAGCAGACAGUGCAGGAUCUGUUUGGCCGUGCUCCAAGUAAAUCUGUAAAUCCUGAUGAAGCUGUGGCUAUUGGGGCAGCAAUUCAAGGUGGUGUAUUAGCUGGGGAUGUGACUGAUGUGCUCCUGCUGGAUGUGUCCCCACUUUCUUUGGGAAUUGAGACUCUGGGAGGCGUUUUCACCAAACUUAUUAAUCGGAAUACAACCAUUCCCACUAAGAAAAGCCAGGUAUUCUCUACUGCAGCAGAUGGUCAAACUCAAGUGGAAAUUAAAGUGUGCCAGGGUGAGCGUGAAAUGGCAGCAGAUAACAAGCUUCUUGGACAGUUUACUUUGGUUGGCAUCCCUCCUGCUCCACGUGGUGUCCCACAGAUUGAGGUUACCUUUGAUAUUGAUGCUAAUGGAAUUGUGCAUGUUUCUGCUAAAGACAAAGGCACUGGACGUGAACAGCAAAUUGUCAUCCAAUCAUCUGGUGGCCUCAGUAAGGAUGAUAUUGAAAAUAUGAUCAAGAAUGCUGAAAAGUAUGCUGAGGAAGACAGGAAAAGAAAGGACCGAGUUGAGGCUGUAAACAUGGCUGAGGGCAUUGUCCACGAUACUGAGUCAAAGAUAGAGGAGUUCAAGGACCAACUUCCCGCUGAGGAGUGCAACAAGCUUCGAAAUGAAAUUUCUAAUGUGCAAGAUCUACUGUCUCGGAAAGAUGCAGAAAAUGGAGAAAGCAUCAGACAGGCUGCCACGAAUCUGCAGCAAGCGUCUCUGAAGCUUUUUGAGAUGGCUUACAAAAAGAUGGCGUCAGAGAGAGAAGGCAGCAGCAACAGUUCAAGUGGAACGGACACAGGAGAGAAAAAAGAAGGACAACAGUAAAGCUUUCACGCUUUCGCUUGUAAUUGGACUACAGUUUUCGGGAAUAAUACAUGUCUUAAGGAAUAGUAAUUUUUUUAAUUUUGUCACAGGAAUUCACAGUACAUUUCUUUUGUUGUAUACAUCAAUUAAAAAUGUCUGAGUUAACAUUAA
Messenger RNA from Trichomycterus rosablanca, 1968 nucleotides. Its product is annotated as stress-70 protein, mitochondrial. Gene Ontology annotation, biological process: protein folding. NCBI's taxonomy places the organism in Eukaryota, Metazoa, Chordata, Actinopteri, Siluriformes, Trichomycteridae. Gene Ontology annotation, molecular function: ATP-dependent protein folding chaperone; ATP binding. The transcript has 15 exons. Gene Ontology annotation, cellular component: cytoplasm; mitochondrion. The record is from RefSeq and is a predicted model, not a curated record. The coding region runs from base 1 to 1818 and encodes 605 amino acids.